UCCACAUUGGGAGGGGACAGUUUGAAGACGUGCGACCAGAGACACGGUUUGAGGAAUACUCGGAUUGAUAUGUCAUGUAUUUUUCGUCUGUCUAUGAGCAAGACUACGACCAAGUAAAUUCUAUUUGACUGAUUUAAACAAGCACUUUUUACUAGGGCGAACUCGAUAACGACCUUCAUUCCUUCAUUCAGGUGGAGGUGAAGAGAUUUGUCAGCACACUUGUUGAUUGUUAAAUAUUUUUUAGUAUUAUUAGCCAAUAGCCUAUAGUUGAAUUGAACAGAACAAAUCUAAUGUAUAAGCCAAAAUAUGUAGACAUGUUUUUGUAGCCUAUACUUAUUUUUGUCUCCUUUGGAUUUUUGUAGCUUUUUGACAGUAAUUGUUUUUUCGACUUCAUUCACAUUCCCUUCAACCUACGAUGUUCCCUUGUCCAGUUUAUGUUUUUGAAUAACCUUCAUUCGGAUUUGUACUAUCCACUAGUUGGGACACAAUACCCACCUGUUCCAUUUCGCGGCAAAACUCAUAAAACAGACAUGUCACUGGUAGAGGUCGACGUGGCCGGACUGGGUUUCUCCAAAUUACCUGCUGGGUUCGACGCCAACUCCUGCUUCCCUGCCCGAAUACCACCAAGGCGAAGGAGACACUCGGCAAACGCCAGGAGAAACUCGUACAGGUUGAGCAAAAUAAAUACAUUGGAUUUGGAGCCUCAAGUUUACGAUGAUGCCCCUCUUUCCAAAACUCACUCCUGGUCUGCUGAUGAUAUUUUAGCAGAAACAGCGGCAGAGGAGAAAAAGGUGGACUCAUCAGUGCCAGCCUCACCUGCCUCAAGCCCGGGAACGAGCACGUGCUCACCUCCUUGUACCCAAGCAUCAGACCCCAUACCACCUCUUGAUACCUGGGACACGCCACAGCCCAGCUCGCAAGCACAGGGCACAAGUUCAGAUUCGGAGGAAGAAAUCACUGACAAAAAGGUCAUUUUAUCUCGAACUCCAUUUGAAAGCAAACGCGAGCAAGAGGAAAAGGAUGAAAUUGAGACCAAAGCCGUGGCGACGUCACCUGAUGGAAGGUUCCUAAAAUUCAACAUUGAAAUUGGGAGAGGGUCGUUCAAGACGGUGUAUAAAGGCCUGGAUACGGAGACAACAGUAGAAGUGGCAUGGUGUGAGCUACAGACGCGGAGGCUGACGAAGGUGGAGCGCCAGCGUUUCAGUGAGGAGGUGGAGAUGCUGAAGGGGCUGCAGCACCCCAAUAUCGUCCGCUUCUACGACUCCUGGAAGGACAACUGCAAGGGCCACAAGGUCAUCCUUCUUGUCACCGAGCUCAUGACGUCAGGCACCCUCAAGACGUACCUGAAGAGGUUCAAGGAGAUGAAGCUGAAGCUGCUGCAGCGCUGGAGCCACCAGAUCCUGAAGGGCCUCCACUUCCUCCACACCCGCACCCCGCCCAUCAUCCACAGGGACCUCAAGUGUGACAACAUCUUCAUCACCGGCCCCACAGGAUCCGUCAAGAUCGGCGAUCUGGGCCUGGCCACACUAAAGAGUGCGUCGUUCGCCAAGAGUGUCAUUGGGACUCCUGAGUUCAUGGCUCCAGAGAUGUAUGAGGAGAGGUAUGAUGAGGCGGUGGACGUCUAUGCCUUUGGGAUGUGCAUGCUGGAGAUGACCACGUCUGAGUACCCCUACUCUGAGUGCCAGAACGCUGCCCAGAUCUACCGUAAAGUCACCAGCGGAAUUAAGCCGGACAGCUUCUUCAAAGUAAAAGUCCCUGAGUUGAAAGAGAUCAUAGAGGGAUGCAUCCGCAUAAAUACAGACCAGAGGUACACCAUCCAGGACCUGCUGGAACACACCUUCUUCAAGGAGAACAAUGGCGUCCAUGUUGAGCUGGCGGAGGAGGACGACACGGUGAAGUCUGGCCUGAAGCUGUGGCUGCGUAUGGACGACACCAAGAAGCUGCAUGGGAAGUACAAGGACAACAACGCCAUCGAGUUCCUGUUCGAACUCUACAAGGACGUGCCCGAGGAGGUGGCCCAGGAGAUGGUGGUGCUGGGCUUCGUCUGUGAGGCAGACUACAAGCUGGUGGCCAAAGCCAUCCGGGACCGCGCCACCGCCAUCAAGCGGCAGCGGGAGAAGCAGCGCCGGAUGGCCGAGGAGGCCCUGCGCCAACAACAGGAAGCUGUCAUUGAGGAAGAACCAGAGCUGGCCCCCGAGCCAGAACCGCCCGCCCCCAAACCUCAAAUAGCCCUUCCCAUCAAACCGCCCAACCCCGCCCCUGUCUCGGCGCCCCCUGCCCAGACUCCGCCCACUCCGACGGUGUCGGGGCCGGUGAUGUCCGUGGCUAACGGCUCGGUGGAUUCGGGGAUAAAUGGCAGCUUCACAGCAGAGACGGAGGAGCAGGAGGCAGACCAGCGGCAGCACUACAACAUCAGACACGCAAGCUACUCCUCUGCCACAUCCGACUGCGAGAUGGACGGUUACCUGAGCUCCUCUGGCUUCCAGGAUCCCGGGGAUUCCCCUCUCAAACCUCCUGUUAACUCCGCCCCUUCCUCCACCACUCCUGUUCCAUUGCCUCUGGAGACCCCUCGCAUCGAGACCCUGGCCAUCAAGGCUCCUCCACCUGACGCUCCACCAAUUCCGGCUCUCCGCUUCCCCUCGAGUAUCGCUGUAUCCAACACUACCAUGCCCCAGUCAGGAAACGCCAGUGGUUUCGCUUCUCCUGUCGACAGCUAUGCCUCUGAUGUGACGUCAGGCUUGAGUGAUGGCAAUGAGGGCCUAUCAGAAAAGAGUGCCAACAAACGUACCGGUACCAAGCUCUUCAGGAGGAGAGCCCGCUCACGCCUACGAAUCACUGGGUUGUCUGACAAAGUGGACCGUGUGGUGGAGUGUCAGCUCCAGACUCACAACAGUAAGAUGGUGACCUUUAAGUUUGACCUGGACGGAGACAACCCAGAGGACAUUGCUGCUGUCAUGGUGAGCGCACUGUGUGUGUGUGUGCACGUAUUGUCAGCUCAACUAAUUCUUAUCCACUGAGCUACUGUAAGCACAUCCAGUGUUACAAAACAUCGGGCAUUUUUCAACCAGAACCAUAACGUCCCAGAUAACACAGAAGAACACUAUGCUUGCUCCUUGAGAAUAUAACAUCUAAUUAUCCAAUCAAUGAAAUCGUGUUUACUGUGAAAGGAAGUGAAACUGACCAUGGAUUCCAGCAAGAUCUCUCACAGUUUUGGAAAUAAUGUUGUUUUGCC
Messenger RNA from Coregonus clupeaformis (lake whitefish), 3232 nucleotides. RefSeq names its product serine/threonine-protein kinase WNK4-like. The coding region runs from base 435 to 3017 and encodes 860 amino acids. Gene Ontology annotation, molecular function: protein serine/threonine kinase activity; chloride channel inhibitor activity; potassium channel inhibitor activity. The record is from RefSeq and is a predicted model, not a curated record. The transcript is spliced from 11 exons. NCBI's taxonomy places the organism in Eukaryota, Metazoa, Chordata, Actinopteri, Salmoniformes, Salmonidae. Gene Ontology annotation, cellular component: cytosol; cytoplasm. Gene Ontology annotation, biological process: negative regulation of sodium ion transport; intracellular signal transduction; monoatomic ion homeostasis.